Molecule: messenger RNA, 1244 nt
Organism: Agrilus planipennis (emerald ash borer)
Lineage: Eukaryota; Metazoa; Arthropoda; Insecta; Coleoptera; Buprestidae
Gene: Rpn10
Product: 26S proteasome non-ATPase regulatory subunit 4
Exons: 7
Coding region: 100-1233 (377 amino acids)
Biological process (GO): proteasome-mediated ubiquitin-dependent protein catabolic process
Cellular component (GO): proteasome regulatory particle, base subcomplex; nucleus; cytosol
Molecular function (GO): polyubiquitin modification-dependent protein binding
Source: RefSeq, a predicted model, not a curated record
AACAACAGACAAGAACCAUUAUAGUGUAAAUUGAUUAACUGUUUUGUUUUAUUCAUUAGUGUUAAUUGGUUUUCAAAGCGAACACCAGCAGAGAUAAAGAUGGUUCUAGAAAGUACUAUGAUUUGUGUGGAUAACAGUGAUUAUAUGCGAAAUGGAGACUUCCUUCCAACUCGAUUACAAGCUCAGCAAGAUGCAGUUAAUUUGGUCUGUCAUUCAAAAACAAGAUCCAAUCCUGAGAACAAUGUGGGGCUAUUGACAUUAGCAAAUGUGGAAGUUUUAGCAACCCUUACCAGUGAUGUGGGCCGUAUUUUAUCCAAAUUGCACUUAGUCCAGCCUGAUGGAAAUAUAAAUCUUCAAACUGGAAUAAGAAUUGCUCAUUUAGCAUUAAAACACCGACAAGGAAAAAAUCACAAAAUGCGUAUAGUAGCAUUUGUGGGAAGUCCUGUUGCAGCUCAAGAAAAGGAACUUAUUAAACUAGCUAAGAAACUAAAAAAAGAAAAAGUUAAUGUAGAUAUUAUCAAUUUUGGCGAAGACUCUACUAACACUGAAGUCUUGACCACCUUUGUUAACACCCUUAAUGGAAAGGACGGUACUGGAAGUCAUUUAGUCACUGUGCCACCCGGACCCCACCUAUCUGAUGCUUUAAUAUCAUCUCCAGUAAUUCAAGGUGAAGACGGAAGCGGAGGCGCGGGAUUAGGAGUACCUGGAUUCGAAUUUGGUAUUGAUCCCAAUGAAGAUCCUGAACUUGCUCUGGCUCUUCGUGUAUCAAUGGAAGAACAACGUCAACGCCAAGAGGAUGAGGCUCGUAAGGCUAGGGAAGCUUCCGCGGCCGAAGGAGGUAAAGCAGCACCCAUUAAGGAAGAACCAAAUGAAGAAGCUCUGCUAGAAAGAGCAUUGGCAAUGUCCAUGGAAGAGGGUGAAAUCCCGAAAACAGCAGGAGCCACUCAAGCUCCUGUUGAUUUUGCAAAUAUGACAGAAGAAGAACAAAUUGCUUUUGCUAUGCAAAUGUCGAUGCAAGAUGCCCAAGAAACAAGCACUGCAGAAAGUAAAAGAAAAGAAGAAGCAAUGGAAGUGGAAGGUGAUGAAGACUAUUUAGAAGUUAUGAACGAUCCGGCUUUUCUACAGAGCGUUUUGGAAAAUUUGCCUGGCGUUGAUCCACAAUCUGAAGCCAUUCGUCAAGCGGUUGGUAAUCUUAAAGACAAAAAGAAAGAUGGAAAAGAGGAAAAGAAAUAAAUUAAUUUAUG